CAACGUUCCUUUUGCUAUUGUCGCGACGGGAAGUCGAUAGAUUCCAUUGUCUUUUCAUCCACCACCACGCAGCAUCUCCGUUGCCACACAAGUACAAGGGAAAGCAACAGAAUGGUGUCAAUCAUGAAAACCAAUCUAUCACAUCGUGGCAACCGACUCUAUUGCUAUACGGAAGCAAAGACCUUUAUCCUCGCCAAAGAAGAACCUCCAGACUCCGAGCGUGAUCAAGAUGAAUGCGAUGACCAACAAGAGCGCCGAGCCAAUGUACGAAACCGAGAACCGACCAAAGGCGACAACCCAACUCUAGCGCCAGUAAACCAGAAGUGA
Messenger RNA from Neurospora tetrasperma FGSC 2508, 327 nucleotides. RefSeq lists its product as uncharacterized. The transcript has a single exon. The record is from RefSeq and is a predicted model, not a curated record. NCBI's taxonomy places the organism in Eukaryota, Fungi, Ascomycota, Sordariomycetes, Sordariales, Sordariaceae. The annotation marks the transcript as partial.